Messenger RNA from Aspergillus pseudoviridinutans, 1344 nucleotides. Its product is annotated as YgfZ/GcvT domain-containing protein. Gene Ontology annotation, molecular function: protein binding. Bases 1 to 1344 code for a protein of 447 amino acids. NCBI's taxonomy places the organism in Eukaryota, Fungi, Ascomycota, Eurotiomycetes, Eurotiales, Aspergillaceae. The record is from RefSeq and is a predicted model, not a curated record. Gene Ontology annotation, cellular component: mitochondrial matrix. The transcript has a single exon.
AUGCGUUCCAUUGCAUCUUCGAAAAGGGUUUGCACUCGCUGUCUGAGCCGUUCAAGGCUCUUCUCAACCACUGUACAGUACCGCUCUCAGCCAUCGAGCGAUGCUGUCCCUUCUUCCCCGCCGCAGUCCGGGUAUGCUCGACUUACGAACCGGGGUUUGAUAUCGAUCACAGGCGUUGAUAGCACUACAUUCCUUCAAGGUCUAACUACUCAGAAUAUGCUAGUUGCGAACGACCCGAGCCGCACAACUCGCCGAACGGGGACCUACACGGCUUUCCUGAACUCCCAAGGUCGAGUGUUGAACGAUGCAUUCAUCUAUCCGAUGCCCAGAGGAGACAGCGAGACCGCUACAACUGAUGACCCGGCAUGGCUGGUCGAAGUGGACAAAAACGAGAUAUCCAGUCUCCUGAAGCAUCUUAAGAAGCAUAAGCUUCGAUCAAAGUUGAAGCUCCGUGCGCUGGAAGACGGUGAACGCACCAUCUGGUCGUCAUGGAAAGACCAUGCUGAGCCCCGAUGGGCGGCGUAUAACCUGGAAUCGGAAUCAUCCUCGCCGUUCUCACCCUCGUCAACCGUUGCGGGAUGCAUCGAUACCCGGGCUCCGGGUUUCGGAUCUCGGCUUGUCACGCCUGGCGAGGAGGACCUGCGCAUCCAUCUACCGGAUGAGACUCAGGUUGCCGGCUCCGAGGUCGAUUUGGGCACGUACACGGUGCGGCGGAUGUUGCACGGUGUAGCGGAGGGCCAGGGCGAGAUAAUCCGCGAGUCUGCGCUUCCCCUCGAAUGCAAUAUGGACAUGAUGCGGGGGGUUGACUUCCGCAAGGGCUGCUACGUCGGCCAGGAGCUUACGAUCCGUACCCAUCAUACGGGGGUUGUGCGGAAACGGAUUGUGCCGGUGCAGUUGUAUGCGAACUCCACCCUUCCAUCCGGUGAUGCUCCUGUGUAUGAUCCCUCUGCAGCGGCCGCCUUGCCACCUAGCGGAUCGAAUAUCUCCAAGGUUGAUGGUAGAAAGGGCCGAAGCGCGGGGAAGUUCCUCGGCGGAGUUGGAAAUAUCGGUUUAGCUCUUUGUCGAUUGGAGAUAAUGACCGAUAUCGUGCUCACAAGUGAAGGUUCACAGUACAGCCCCGAGCAAGAAUUCAAGAUUUCAUGGUCUGCGCCAGAAGAAGCAUCACCGAAUGCAACGGAGUCGGGAGAAGUGAAGGUUAAAGCUCUUGUGCCGCCCUGGCUGAGGGAGUAUAUCUCCUCUGAAGCGAGGAACAUUGCUCGCAAGGUGGACAAUCAGGAAGGCCACCGGGCAAAGGAGCUCUUAUAUCAAUUAGAGGAGGAAGAAGAGCAACGGCGGAAUGAGUGA